Molecule: messenger RNA, 3167 nt
Organism: Petromyzon marinus (sea lamprey)
Lineage: Eukaryota; Metazoa; Chordata; Hyperoartia; Petromyzontiformes; Petromyzontidae
Product: MARVEL domain-containing protein 3-like
Biological process (GO): myelination
Cellular component (GO): membrane
Molecular function (GO): structural constituent of myelin sheath
Source: RefSeq, a predicted model, not a curated record
CACGGACCCUCCACACAGCUCUCUGACCACGCCCUCCACCUAUCUGACCACGCCCCCACAGCUCUGACCACGCCACACGCCAGGUUGGUGUUGCAAAGUUACCUGCGUGGGCUAAUCGGUGUCUCGUCUUCUUUAUCUCGAUUCAUUGAAAGUACCGGUGAUUAACGUCGCUUCACGGCACGCGGGACGGCAAGAAGGCAGAGGAGGUGGUGAGGGUGGAGGGGGCCGGGUGGGCGGUCGACCUUUAAAGGAGCCCGGGUCGGGCUGGGUGGUGGAGAGAGAUUUUCGGGGCGGAAGUUGCGCGACUCGGGCCGUGGUUACGCCACACAAAAGUCGCUGCUACUUUGGCUGCCCGCCCGCCCGCCCGGGAAAGUGGCCGAGAUGUCGCACGCGGGACGCUCCUCGCGGCACCCGAACGAGUGGCAGCACGACCGAGACUCCAGGUACGAUGGACAGGACGGCGCGCAGAGCGCCUACUCGGGCGGCUACUCCCAGUACGAAGAACCCCAACGCAGCAGUGGGGGGCCGCUGAACUGCAAGUGCUGCAACAACGUCUGCACGAGGCGCGGAAUCCUGAAGCUCGCGGAGAUCUUGGUGAGCCUCAUGACGCUCAUCUGCGUGGCGGCCUCCCAGGCCUCCAUGGCGGGACACACGGCCAUGGGUGGCCUCAACCUGGCGUCGUCGAGCAUAAACAACAUGCCCUACAGCCCCUUCCAGGGCACGGAGAUGCAGCAGGUGCAGGAGCUCGACAGGGCCUACAGCCAGAUGCGCUCGCCGGCCGUGUACGGCGGCGUCGCCGUGUGCAUCUCGCUCUUCUGCAUGACGCUCGGCAUGCUCGUGGGCGGCACGAAGCAGGGCCUGCGCGGCUCGCGCCGGUGGGUGAUCGCCGACUUCGUCUUCUCCCUGCUGGCGUUCGUGCUCAGCGUCGUCGGGGUGGCCCUCUACCUGACCGUGGUCAUCAACGUCAACGCCACGGACACCUGCAAGAAGCGCGAGCAGGUCUACGCCGGGCGCGGCUACACGUGGAUGAACUGCUCCGUGCAGGGCGGGGACGCCGCCACGGCGCUGUUCGGCAUAAUCCUGGCCAUCCUGUACGUCGUGAGCACCGUGUUCGCGGCCUUGAAGCUGCGCCAGUUCCAGCGGCACGAAGGGAAGGCGCGCGCCGUAAACGGGAACGGCGGCGGCGGCGGCGAGAGCGCCAUGCCCAUGACGUGGUCACCCAAAAGCAGUUACCGGGUGUCGGAGCCAUCGACGGCGCUUUGCCAGAGCGAGCCGCCCUCCGUGCCGAAGCCCCAGGCAGACAGGCCCAGGCGUUCGCGGAACCACUCGCGUGAAAACGACCUGUAUGUGUAGCUCGCCCUCCCCCCCCCACCCGUGUACCGUGGCUUUCAAUAGAGACGUUCCAUCCUGUGACUAACUUUUUUUUUUAAAGGUGUCUUCAUGGUCAAGUGAGCAAAAGGGUGGCGUAAUCAACACGAAUUGGGCUGUUUUCAUGCCAGGCCAACCACUGAUGACCUCUCAUGAAGUGGUACUUAGUUUAUGGACCGCAGAAAGAUGAGAGACUUAAUUCCAUCCCAAACUGAGAUUUCAACUCGCUACCUUUUUUUAAGCGUUGAGUGUUCUAACUAGUGGCAGAAGAAAAAUACCGUUGAGUUAUUUUUCAAUGUUGGCCGAGCAUGGUUUUUAUUUGUGUAUGUUUAAGCUAUGCUUUUAAGUCUUAAUUAAGUGUUUUUUUUAAAGUGAGGAUACCAAAGAUAGGGAUAGCCGAGCAAUCGGUGCGACUGCCACAGUACAUAUUUGCACAGCCAAAGGUGAGUUUAGUUAGUGAUAUAUUUUGAAACCUUGCCAUUGGUUGACAUGAAGUCAUUCACGAGACUGGACUUUUGUUUUUCAGCAUCCCGAACAAGUCUCACAUUUACAAAUCACCUGUGCCUAAAGUGAUGAAGCCUAUGAUCACAUCACCCUGAACAUCUCUGAUCUCAUCAGAGCUUGGAAGCUAGGCAGCAUCUGAACCUUGACGGUGCUUGAAUGGGCGGCCACCUUGCAUCAAACGUCGUGUGGAGUGAAGCAAAAUCCAUUGCUGUACUGCACAUCUAUGCUCCCCACCUUCACCAACCCGAUCACCGUGGUAAAGUGUGGUCAGUUAACACCCAUGACCCACUCGGCAUGGCGAGGUCCCUCAUCCAACAGUGCAUUUACAAAAGGGCUGUACGUGCAAAAUUGGUUAAAACUUGGAUGUAAUUAAGGUCCAUAGAGAACUAUACACGAACCUGUAACGUUACAUUGGUAUUUUUUUGGUAUAUAAUUCACAAUCUGCUUUCUGUGAAUGUGCAUGAUAUGUUAUCAAUGUGCUCGUGCGUAAAAAUGUUUUGAGAAUUGAGCCAUUCGGACUUUCUCAGGCAAAGGGCGUUUCUCCGUUCCCCCGUGGAGCGUGCUGCUUCAUUUCGGUUAAAAAUGUCGAUACGUACACAUGACCUUUUAAAGGGGCACGUGCUAUUCCAUUGGAACUAUCGCGAUGAUCAUCACACCAUGAACAUUCAUGUCGUAAAGUGAAAAAUGACAUCGCGGCAACCCGAGCUGUCCGCUUUGCUGUGGUGGUAAUCAUGACGACGAUUUGAGAUCGCACUCUGGCAACUGUUGCUGUGGGCACAAGGUGACACAGCACCUGGCCUGCAAAUGGGCAUUGUCUGCCAUUAGGGGUUAUUGAUUGCUGUGUGUUAUCCCAAGAAAGCUUGCUACCGACUGCUCACAAUUGUUAAGAUUCAGCGGGAUGGCAGGCACGCCCCGAAUCCCGGUUCACGACGCUGGUCCAUGCAAGGUUGGUAAAGGCGGUGAUGGUGGGGAGAAUAUACGUCGGCAGUGUGGUACAAUGGAUUUUUCUACACUACCCUCUGCGGGCAACUCCUUGCAAUGCCGAUUGAAAUAAAUGUUAAUGACGUUUCUAUCAUCGGCUGGGUUCAUAUAUACUGUUUGAAAUGUGUAAAUACUGUGUUGUACUUAAAACAAACUUUUUUGUAAAAUGCAUUUACUAAGAUACUUUUAGACUACCCCUCAUUUUAGGGGAAAUUAAUCUCACAACGUGAACUCAUAUGAGCAGACGGUUGGAGCUUAAGCACAUUAUGGGUUAUUUUAAAUAUGGUUGUUUAAAUAAACGUGGUGAACUGUAA